This is a messenger RNA of Neospora caninum, 1317 nucleotides long. RefSeq lists its product as hypothetical. The record is from RefSeq and is a predicted model, not a curated record. Bases 1 to 1317 code for a protein of 438 amino acids. Lineage: Eukaryota; Apicomplexa; Conoidasida; Eucoccidiorida; Sarcocystidae. The transcript has 6 exons.
AUGCUGAAGCAGAGGACCAGGAUAGGGAACAGACACGACUGGAGAGGAGCGGCCAAGCCCCAGAAGCGCACACGCUCAUGCAGGAGGGCGCCUUGGAGGUGUUCUCCUAUCUCUUUUACAAAAGACGGUUCUCGUGCAUCCACCAAGUUGCUGCUCUCGAGAGCCAGGAGGAAGUAUGGCAACUCCUGCUGGUUGUGUGGCAAGCUCUGCUCUCGUCUCCGCCUUCUGCAUCUGCUUUCGCUCCACCUCCGGCGUCCCGGCGUCGGCCGCCGUCUUCGCUGUUCAAAGACAGCGGCGACAGUUUGGGCCUUUCGUUUACCUCGACGCAUCCUGCGCUCCCCUCGACUCACGACUCGCCUGACCGAGGAACGCUCAGUGAAGAAUUUGUCUUCCCCUACCGGGUCGGUUGCCUCUUUCUGCUCCUCUGGCUCCUGUACACCGCUCCUUUCUCGCGACAGCCUCUCCCAGAUCGCGCUCGCGUCGCCUCUUCCCCUUCGUCCUUGUCUCCGUCCUCGCCUCGCUCAACGCCUGGGAACCGCCCGGCCACCCCGUCGGACGCAACGGCGGGAAUCCCGGAACCACUCACGUCUAAGGCAAACUGGCAUGACAGCCGCGAUCGGGACGAUGAACUUGAGAGAGCGGACUCGGAACCGCACCGGCGCAUAUGGCUAUCCGGGUGUGACGCUGACGAUGAGACCGGAGGUAGACGCGCCGAGCGAGGCACGCACAAACGGAAAGACAAACUCGUCCUCCCCGCCGUGGCCACGCUGUCCGCAGUUGCUAGUCGAGGUCGCUCAAACCUGUUUGAAGCGAGGCGAACUUCUGGACGGCGCCCGCACGUUGAAGUUUCUCUGGACCACGGGGAAGAUUCGCGUCUCCGUGUUUCCCGAGCCCGAGGAAGCCUGCGACAAGAGAGGAGCUCCGUUGGGCGUCAACAAGGCGCUUUUAUUUGCGUCGCUGCAACGCCAGCCAGUGUCUAUCGAGCGGCCACACGCAGCGAACCUUAGGGCCGAUGUCGAGUCGGCUGCCUUUCCUUACCUGCGUGUCCUCGGGGAGCUGCCUUUCUCGCCGCUUCUCCCUCGUGACCAGCACGCCUCGUCGCCGCUCUCCCCUCCCGCCUCCCGGCUCCAGGCGAGAGGCAGGGGCGGACGAGAUGAGAGACGAGAGCGCCUGGCUGGGGCUCUCCAAGCACGUUUGUAUCCGGCUGUCGCUGCGCUUCAGCGGCUAGGCGAGGAAGAGCCGCUGCCGUGGGUGGACGAUAAGGUGGACAAGACGACGUCUACCACGCCGCGACACAGUGCCAAUCCCGGGUUUUAA